AUGUCAGCACUCGUGCUGCUCUCCUGCUUUCCGGGCUCUGCCUCUCGCGAAUUUUGGCCGUCUCUCGAGCCCUCUGCCGAGUGGCCGCUGCCGUCUCCCGAGCCGUCUCCCGAGCCGACUCCCGAGCCGUCUCAAUCUCCAGAGUCGCCCGCCUCGUACUAUUCCUACUAUUCCUACUAUUCCGACUACUGGUACGACGCCACGAACCCGCCGUCUCCGCCGUCUCCGCCGGCUCAUCCAUCUCCACCAGCCCCUCCUCCGCGUCCGCCGCUUCACCCACUCCACGCCGGCGAGGUCCCCGCCUUCUCGCGUGACGACAUCCAGAACGAGGUCGAUACCACUGCAGUGGGCGGCCUCGCUCGCGUCUACAUCCCGCCGGGCGGCCGCCUCGCCUUCACCACCCCGAAUGGCGGCGCUGUGUUCGUAUCCGACAGCUCCUCCCUCGACAUCGCGAAAGCCACUUUCACCAGUAGCAUCGCUCCAUCGGGCUCGGCGCUGUUCGUCGGCGCCAACGUCGAACGUGCAUCGAUACACGACGCCUCCUUCACGCUGCACGCGGGUGCCACGGUCGUGGCGCAGUCCCAGCUGCUCUGGAGCUGCCAGCUUGGCAGCUGGAUGCCUGCAGCCGGCAAGCUUGAGGGCGACCUCGCCGCCCCCGACUGCAGGCGGGCCGCCCGCAUCGAGUCCGCGGUCGGCCUGCAGCCCAAGUUCAAGGUCGUCAUCAGCUUCUACCAGGUGUGCAGCACCCUCGGCCUCGUCUACGGCCUCCGCCUCGACGAGCACUUUAUGCGCUGGCUCGACGUGCUCAAGCUAUUCAGCUUGGACCUGUUUGGCGUCGCCAUCCCCGGCCGCUGCAUCGGAGCCAUGAGCACGCGGCUGCUCGUCGCAGGCACCUGGCCGUACGCCGCUUUCGCCCUCGUGUCGCUCGCCAUUGUCGCGGCGGCGGCGGUCCUCAACAACAAGCAGGCAUUCGACCGCCAGCUGCUCGGCCGCCUCCUUUACUGGGCGAUCUUCAUCUUCUACCUCGCGCUUCCCUCCGUCUCGCGCUCCAUCUUCAGCGCGAGGCUGUGCGAGUCCUUUGGCUACGACGACGCGACAAGCCAGCGCAUCAGCUUCCUGCUCGCCGACCCAUCGCUCACGUGCGACGCCGGCCCUACGUGGGACGACGAGACGGGCGGACUCGCGCCGUACUUUUGGGCCUUCUUCGCCCUCUGGCCCGUCCUCGUGCCGCUCGGCUUCUUGGCGCUGCUGCUCUGCGUCCGCAAGCCCGUGGCUGCGCAGCGCGCAACGCCGCUCUCUCACGCGACGAGCUUCCUUUGGCGGGACUACUCCGCCCGCUUCCUCUUCUGGGAGGUGCUCGACCUGUUUCGCAAGAUCUUCCUCACCUCGAUGGUCCUCUUCAUCGACCAGGAGUACGGCUCCCGCAAGCUGCUGCGCACCGUGGUCGCCGCCAUCGUCUCGGCCAUGUUUCUCACCCUCUUAGCGCUCGCUCGUCCCUACCGGCGCUCCGACGACCUCUGCCUUGCGUGCAUCGCCAACCUGCUCCUCACGUGCUGCUUCGCGUCGGGAGUGGUCAUCCAGCUGUGCGACAGCACCGCGUACAAAGACAUGUGCUACACCCUCGUUGGCUACAAGACGUCGCGCAGCGCCACCACCUUUGUCGUCGUCCUCACCGCGGUCAUGCUCGCCGUCUCGCUAGCCGUCAUCAUUGUGUCGGCGGUCAGCGCCUCGAGGGCGAAGACCAUGCGGCUCGCCUCUUCGAUGCGCGAGCCGAUGCGCGACGGCAUCACCCUCGCCGACGGCCAGGAGUGGCACCUCUUCCUCAGCCACGUCUGGAGCACGGGGCAGGACGCCGUCGCCGUCAUCAAGAACGAGCUCCAGCAGUUCCUUCCCGGCUGCGAGAUCUUCCUCGACAUCGACGACCUCAAAAACAUCGGAGAGCUCGAGGCGUACAUUCGUCGCUCGCAGGUAGUGCUCUGCUUCCUGUCGCGGGGCUACCUGCGCUCGACGAACUGCCUGCGCGAGGUCCGCGCAGCGCUAGCGAUGGGCAAGCCGCUCGUGCUCGUCCACGAGGCAGACCCGGACAAGGGCGGAGGCACACUCGCCGAGCUGCGAUCCGAGUGCCCCGAGGAGCUGCGGGCCGCCAUCUUUGACGCCGGCUGGCCGAUGGCGGUGUGGCAUCGGAUCGAGGCCUUCCAGCACGUCUCGCUCAAGGUCAUCGCCGAGGCGCUGCUGCUGAAGGCGCCAAAGUACGCGGGAGAGGACGAACUUCCCCUGUGCAUCCCUGGCGAAGUCCGAGCCGUCGACCUCGCCUUCCCCAAGCCGGUGGCUCUCUGGGCCUCGACUUUGAACGCCGGGGCGCGAGAUCUCGCCGAUGCGGUCGCGGCGGCCGUGGCUGGUGGCGUCUCGAUCACCGACGCGACGCCCUCGCGCCUCUCCUCGCUGCCUCGCUCGAGCGUCGGCGACGGCGACGGCGACGAGGCGACGCACAUGCUGCUCUACCUGAACAGGUCGACGUGGGCCGGCGAUGGCGCCGAGGCGCUCGCAGAGCAGGUGCGCGCCGCGCGCAGCGCCAGGCUGCCGAUCGUCAUGGCGCACGAGAACGACGCUCUCUGCGGCGGCUGCAUCUUUGGCCACUUUUUCGAGGUGACGCCGCGCGACCUGAUUGCCGAUGGGCUGUACCACGACCUCGCCGUCGGUUGCCACGCGGGCCCGCACCGGCAGGUGUCCCUCGCCCUGCUCGCAACGGCGCUCGGCGCGACCAAGCAGACGGCCCAGUCGCGCGUGCGCCGCGCCACCGCGCUCGCUCUAGCGAUCCGCGGCCCCUCUACACAAGCGGAGCCGUCGAAUGGCGACGACGUUGUGGAAGCGUCAGCGACGCAGGACCGCCAGAUUGUCUGA
Emiliania huxleyi CCMP1516 is the source of this 2901-nucleotide messenger RNA. RefSeq lists its product as hypothetical. NCBI's taxonomy places the organism in Eukaryota, Haptophyta, Isochrysidales, Noelaerhabdaceae. Bases 1 to 2901 code for a protein of 966 amino acids. The transcript is spliced from 5 exons. The record is from RefSeq and is a predicted model, not a curated record. Gene Ontology annotation, biological process: signal transduction.